Messenger RNA from Haplochromis burtoni (Burton's mouthbrooder), 5081 nucleotides. RefSeq names its product gap junction protein, alpha 3 (gene gja3). NCBI's taxonomy places the organism in Eukaryota, Metazoa, Chordata, Actinopteri, Cichliformes, Cichlidae. Bases 273 to 1703 code for a protein of 476 amino acids. The record is from RefSeq and is a predicted model, not a curated record. The transcript has 3 exons. Gene Ontology annotation, biological process: cell communication. Gene Ontology annotation, cellular component: connexin complex.
AGGUCCACACCGCUUUUCAACGCACUCCAGUGAUGGCACCGAUGAUGGCAGAUGGAUUUGCGUUUCGUGUUUAAGUAUGACAUCUCCGCUUUAAAGGUAUGACGGAUAAACACCACCGUGGCUAUUUUCUUGCACUAAAAAGGGAGUACAGUAAAUGAAGAACGGCAUGUUAUCAGGUGUCAUACAUAUUGUGAACCCUAGUCGAUGGAUUUAUUACCUUUUAAUACAAGAAUAUUUUACCUGUACUUUCUCCAUAGGCUAAUUCUUGAAGCAUGGGCGACUGGAGCUUUCUGGGGCGGCUGUUGGAGAAUGCUCAGGAGCACUCAACGGUCAUCGGCAAAGUCUGGCUGACUGUCCUCUUCAUCUUCAGGAUCCUGGUGCUGGGGGCUGCGGCCGAAGAGGUCUGGGGUGACGAGCAGUCCGACUUCACGUGUAACACCCAGCAGCCCGGAUGUGAGAACGUCUGCUAUGACGAGGCCUUCCCCAUCUCGCACAUCCGCUUCUGGGUGCUGCAGAUCAUCUUCGUGUCCACGCCAACCCUCAUAUACCUGGGCCACGUGCUGCACAUCGUCCGCAUGGAGGAAAAGCGGAAAGAAAAGGAGGAGGAGAUGCGCAAGGCAAACAGGCUCCAAGAGGAGAAAGAACUCCUGUAUAGAAAUGGUGGCGAUGUUGGAGGAGGAGGAGGAGGAGGAGGCGGCAAAAAGGAGAAGCCGCCAAUCAGGGACGAACAUGGCAAAAUCCGUAUCAGAGGCGCGUUGCUGCGUACCUAUGUGUUCAACAUUAUUUUCAAGACCCUGUUUGAAGUGGGAUUCAUUUUGGGCCAGUAUUUUCUCUAUGGCUUCCAGCUGAGGCCCCUGUACAAGUGUGCACGUUGGCCCUGCCCCAACACCGUUGACUGCUUCAUAUCGAGGCCCACUGAAAAGACUAUUUUUAUUAUAUUUAUGCUUGUGGUGGCUUGCGUGUCUCUUUUGCUGAAUUUGUUAGAGAUCUAUCACCUUGGAUGGAAGAAAGUUAAACAGGGCAUGACCAAUGAGUAUGCCCCUGAACGUGAGUCGCUGCGCCGCGUCGACAUUGCAGAGCCUGAGUGUUUGGCCUCGGCCUCCAGAACUGCCCCAUCCAGCCCCAGCUACCCUCCCAACUACACAGAUGUGACGGCGGGCAGCGGGGCGUUCCUGCCGCCCAUGGGUCCAGCCGCCGUGCCCUCGGCCGCAGAGUUCAAGAUGGACGACCUUCAGCAGGAGGAGUCCCUCCAAUCCUCCCCCUCUUCCCACUACUAUAUCAGCAACAACAACAACCACAGGCUGGCCACACAGCAGAACUGGGCCAACCUGGCAACCGAGCAGCAGACUCGGGAGAUGAAGGCCACCUCCCCUCCACCUUCCUCUUCUUGUUCUGCCACCAGCAGCGACAAUGAGCAGCACCAAAGCGUCAAUGGUGCUCUGCUCCUACCCACCAGCAACACCACCAGUAACACCAACAUCACCAACGCGACUGCCAACGCUGCCUCCAGCGGCAGCAGCCCUGGCGACGCCUCCAACGCAGGCAGCUGGGAUGGAGGAAAGAGCGAGCACGACGAAGGCCACGUCACCACCACAGUGGAGAUGCACGAGCCUCCGGUAAUGGUCAGCACAGACCCUCGGCGGCUCAGUCGGGCCAGCAAGAGCAGCAGCAUCAGGGCCAGGCCGAGUGAUCUGGCUGUCUAAAUGCAUUCAGCCCUUUCAUGUCCCUUAAAGCCCUCUUGAAUAACAUGCCACUAUCCUCACCCCAAACCCAGACACAAUCAUGAACAUGUAAUAAGCAACAAAACAAACAAACAAACAAAACAAACCAUGAGACAGGAAAGCAAGAAAGUCAAGAGAAUGUUUAGGGCAAAUGUGAAAUGACUGAACCACUAGCUGUCGUUGAUUUAGUGCAAUCGGUGAGUUGCAGAGUAGUUGAGGCAAGGUUUGGUUUUUCUUGAUUAAUAGUCUAUAUUUAUGCACACAAUAUGUGACCAUGCACUUCUACAAAGUCAGGAGCCUCCAGUAACAGCAAUGGAUGGAGUGAAAGACAUUGUGAUCUAUUAAUUUUACAUGAAAAUGGACACAUCUCACCAACAUUUUUGAUUUGGGGAAAGGGGAUCUUCUGGUGUUUCUCUAUUUUUUUCCUUUUUGUUGAGCCGCGGGGACUAAUUAUUCCAAAUGGAAAUGGUCAUUGAAGACUGGUGACUGGAAAUUUUGAAUAUUUUUAUUUGGAGGAAACAGAGAUAGCUGAUGUUAAUGCACAGGGCACCGAAUGUGGGCAACUUGAUCAUAAAUCUCAGUCCACAUGUUUAUCUGUUUUCAUUGUCAAACUUGCAGCACAAACGUGCACGGUGUGCUGCACGGCAUGUCGGGAGACCCGGAAGCCAUUCUGCGCUUCCUGAAUUUUACUGACUUCACUUAUUUGUCGUGUUGAGAGUAAUUCAUCCUCAAUGCAUUUGUACAUGACGUUACAUGUAUUGUGUUCUGUGUAGUUGUGCAUGCCAGCAUGUGUACUACAACUACAACUCACCGAUUCACUGACAUAUUUGCGUGGCAAAGUAGGCUAGCUAGGUUCUACCCAUGAUCCUUUUAAAAAAGAAAAACAAAAGUUAUAAUGACAUGGAACAGAUAGGACGUUACUUUGGAAACUUUCAAAGGGUCCUGGGAUUAAAGAAAAAUAAGUGAAGCGUGGACAGGAUAUGGGUUAAAAAUGCUGGUAAGUCUUUCUUGCUAUGUCCAGAGUACAUCUGGGUCUCUCUGAACACCGCAUUGCCAGUAAACCGGGCACAAAAACAAGGAAAGUAGGAGUCCCUUACGCCUCCCUCUGUCAGUGUUACCUUUAGUCAACAUAUCUGAAAAGAAAAAUGCUCUCAGCGAACUGCACAAAUAUAAGAUAAUGCCUUCAAAGUCUAUAAAAAAUGCAUGCAUGCCACUAAGUGGUACAAAAAAAACUUUAUUAAGAUUUACCUUGUAAAUUCAAAUGCUCAGCCUCCCAGAGCUCCAGAGUUACGUUUGUAACCAUUUUUGUAAGAUUGUCGGCAAACAUUUCGGCCCUCAAACCCACUCCCACCUUUUUAAAAAACAGAAAUCCCCCACACCUAAAGAUUGAGAGCAACUUUGGUCAUUUUCUUUUACACUGAAUUGAAUUUUACUCAUAAAUUGCAUACUUGUAGUAGUCAGUUUGUGAUUGCAAAACAGCUAUGACUUUAAAAAAAAAGAAAAAAGAAAAAAAGACAAGGUGACUGGCGUUGGGCGUCUCAGAACGCCGCAGGGUGCAGUCAGCCUCGACUGCUUCUAUUUUGUUGUGUUCAUCUUGAUUCUUAGAGACCUUUAGAAACCCAAACUUUUAAACUGAACUCAUCAUUAGCCGCAGUCCUCUGUUCCUGUUAUGUCUUUGUGCUGUUUGGUUUUGUCCACAACCCAGGCACUCACUUUCAAAAAGCUUUUUUAACUUUACAUCAACAAUAAUCUGCUGUAUUUCCUGUGAGUCCAACACCGGGGCAGAGUUCACACAGCAGCACUGUGUGAAAAGUUAACCAUCUGCAUUGGAGAUAUUGCACUGGUAGAGCAUAACAUCAUAGCUGAUUACUAAUAUGUCUGUAGGAACAGUACUUUUCAAUGAGUUAUUGUGUAUUGGUUAAUACACUGGAGUAGGAGCAGUGCAAAAAAUGUUGUCUUUCCAUUUGUCAGGGUGGUGGUGGUGGUGGGGUUACAGAAUGAUGGCACAGUAUGGUUUGAGAUUCUCAGCGCCCACAGGAGUAUCAUGUGUGAUACUGUAUCUUACUUAUUUAGCUUCUUUCAGCGCAAAUAGAGACUCGAAGAAGAGAAUAUAUAAAAUGCGUAGAUUAAAGCUGCCCUUCCAAAUCCAUGGUUCCCAUUCAAAUGACAAAGACUUCUUUGAUAUCUGCAUUUACAACUUGGUAGUUGGUAAAGAUUUGCACAUUUAGAAAACAAAACUACUUUUCUGCAGGGCUCAUGUUGGUAGCAGUCGAGUGACAGGGAGAGAGCAAGACGCCAAUCUUUAUGAUCCUCAAAGGGAAAAACAUGUCUUAAACCAAAGCGCAGUCACUCUUCACAGAAAAUGUAUUAUUAAAGAUUUUAUCUCAAGCUCAGAUGAUGAUGAGAAAAAACAAUACAGUGGCGGGAGAGAGAAUAACAGCUGGGGUAAUUUUCUGUUUGUUUACUCAGUAUGUUCUCACAGAACUGUCGGGACUCUGGUUAGACGUCACAUCAGAUGGCUCCAAUGUUGAGAGAAUGUUAGCUGGGUAGCUGGCCCUUCCCUAACCCUGCAUACAAAGCCCUGACAGGAUGUUUUGUUCAAAGCCUGUGAUCCCUGUGACUCCUCCAAACUCUCUCCUCUUAUGUUUCAUGCAGAGCAUGAUUUCUCUGGCUCGUCAGGGAGUCGGAACCAUCUCACAAUGCUCACAACAGCAACCUGUUUUCAGUGCUGUCUUAAAUAAGAGAAGUGCCUUGUGUAUGAAUUAUUUGUUUGUAAGAACAAGAUGAUGUAAAUGUUCAUUUACCUCAAAUGUUUACAAAACUGUUACUAAAUAAAUUUUUUGUACCAUAUUUAUUGCUCUUGUUUGCUUUACAUGAUGAAUGAAAUCAGAGCUGCAGGCUUCAGUCUUGGACUGGGGUCAUGGAGUGACAGAGGCCGUGAUUUGUCCUAUUUUUAAGAUGAUAAAAUACAAAUAAUUAAUAAAAUACUUCAUAGAGUCGCUUUGUGCUUUUUAGGUUUCAAUUUAAACACAUUUAUUCCAGUCUGUCAGAACAAAUGAAUCUGAAGAUCACAAUCAGAGAGCUAAUUAUUAACUUUUUGUCCAAAUGUAAAAUCACUUCCAGAGGCCCAUUUCCAAAUUACCUUAUGUAACAUGAGGUUUUGAUAAUUCUUGGUUAACUUAGAGAAACUUGGAGAAACACUUUUUUCCAAACUUGGACAGAAAUGUCUUGUCAUAAUGGGACAGACAGCAAAACUGGAACCCAAUGUUAGACUUCGAGGUUUGAAUUUUGGGGGAAAGAUUUCACGAGAUGUUUACUUGCUAGGUAAACUUCCAGGAUUUUUGCCCUUCCAUCCACCCC